GAAUUUUUUCCCACCCUUCAAGUGCAGGAGAUGAUGAAAAGCUCUGACACCCACGUUUCCAGAACCGAAAUUAUGGAGGGCAUCGGUGCGGUGCUGGUCUACGACAUUACGGAUACGUACAGUUUCGCCGGACUUGGCGAACACCUGAACGAAAUCAAGAGGGCGAUGUUCCCUGACGCUCAGAUUUCGGUAGCCGGCUCAAAGGCGGACCUGGACAUGUUGCGAAAGGUGUCAUUUCAAGAGGCGCAUACAUUCGCCGUCGAACACUAUCUGUCGCUGUUCGAAGUGAGCGCUAAGACGGGCAAAAACGUUCUCGAACUGUUUCAAGACUUGGUCGGCUCGAUUUUGAAGAAGCACACCUUCGAGGUGUAUUCUCCCGUCUCGCUGGAGGUGGUCAACGAGUCGAUGCAAGGCUCUGGUUCUUCCCUCAUGCCGUGCUGCUGGAUCUGA
Soboliphyme baturini is the source of this 450-nucleotide messenger RNA. Lineage: Eukaryota; Metazoa; Nematoda; Enoplea; Dioctophymatida; Soboliphymatidae. The record is from the annotation of a GenBank genome assembly.